AUGUAUCGCAUACCUGUGACUCUCCAAGGGGGUACAUAUCAAGCCUUGGUGGAUUCAGGCUGUAAUCAGACCUCAAUUCACCAAUGCUUGGAUCAAGGGGAGGAAUUGGGUACAGCACGCCGGGUGAAGCUUUCGGAUGCCCUUGGUGAUUUUCCACAACAAAACAACCAACAGUCAGGAGGCCCUGUAUGGCCCGGCCAACCUGCCAACCCGACCUGGCCCGGCCAACCUGCCAACCCGACCUGGCCCGGCCAACCCGCCAACCCGACCUGGCCUGGGCAGCCCGCCAACCCGACCUGGCCUGGGCAGCCCGCUAACCCGGCCUGGCCAGGGCAACCACCUCAGCCGACCUGGCCUGGUCAGCCUGGACAACCCACUGCUCCGGGGUGGCCUGGACCGGCUCCACAAACCGGCCCUUACGGUGCUCCUGAACAAGCUCCAAAACCAUUAACUGUGCCUUUUGACCUCCCUCUACAUAGCGGAGUUUACAACAAAAUGCUUAUCACCAUCAAUGGAGAGGUCAAGCCCAAUGCUAAACUUAUCACUCUUAAUCUGAAUAAAGGCAAAGACAUUGCACUUCAUUUAAACCCCCGCUUCAGUGAAAACGGAAAGCAAGUGAUUGUGAGAAACAGUCUGAUUGGAAACCAGUGGGGCAGAGAAGAGAGAGAGACCCCAUCCUUCCCUUUUGUCGCAGGAAAGCCUUUUGAGCUGAAGAUUUUGUGCACAAACACUGAAUUCAAAGUGGCAGUGAACAAGUCUCACCUUCUAGAGUUCAAACAUCGGAUCCGUGAGCUCGACCAAAUCAAAGGUCUUAGUAUCUACAAUGAUGUCACCCUCAAAUCUGUCAAUGUGGAGACACUGCAAUAAGAUGAUAAUUCUGUGAUAUUUCCAAGUUAUAUGACUCCUCUAUAUAAACUACCCAAUAUACUUCCAAAAUUCAACCAUGCUGGUUCUUUUACCUCUAAUAAUGAACUUUCUUACUUUUUUUAAAAACCAUGUGUGUCAAUGUGAGUUUAUAUUGACUAUAGAUAUUAGAGUGAUAUAAAUCUUCAUGUAAAUCAUGUUAGAUCCUGUUUUUCACAUAUUUUUGCUUAGUGCUAGAAUGGUAUGACGUAGUUAUCUUUGAAACCUCUAUAGUGGGUCUGUUACACUGCCAGGGAGGGUUUGGGUUUAAAUAAACUUUUAAGGAUGUAGUGAAAGGUAAUUCAGAAAAGAUUAUAUUAGACAGAAUAUAGUGUGCAUUGUAUGCUACAUUUCUGAGAAGGAUAAAGAUGAUGAUUAUGAUAUUAUGAUGGCUAUAAAUAUUGUUAUGGAUAUUAUGAAUUUGAUUGUUGCCAGUCAUAGUCGAGUGCAUAAUUAAUGUGGAACUAGUAAUAAGUACUGUAUGAAUGUAGUUUAGCUUCAAUUGCAGCCAGUGCCAAAGAUUGCAUGAUUCUGAAUGAUUCCAAAGGAUUAAAGAAACACAACAAAUGUAAACGGUGAGUAGGGUGUCUGUAAUUACAGUCAUGUGUGAGAUCUGAUUGGAACACAUUUACUUCCAGCAAUAUAAAUAAAAUAACACCACUGUAAACUGA
This is a messenger RNA of Myxocyprinus asiaticus (Chinese sucker), 1574 nucleotides long. It is a transcript of the gene lgals3b, whose product is annotated as lectin, galactoside binding soluble 3b. The transcript has 5 exons. Lineage: Eukaryota; Metazoa; Chordata; Actinopteri; Cypriniformes; Catostomidae. The record is from RefSeq and is a predicted model, not a curated record. Gene Ontology annotation, molecular function: laminin binding; IgE binding; carbohydrate binding. Gene Ontology annotation, biological process: negative regulation of extrinsic apoptotic signaling pathway; eosinophil chemotaxis; negative regulation of endocytosis. The coding region runs from base 1 to 867 and encodes 288 amino acids. Gene Ontology annotation, cellular component: immunological synapse; nucleus.